UGGGCGGUACGUGUUCACGUCAUUCUGCAUUCUGUUUCCUAUCCGGCACGAUGGUUGACGCUUUGAAAAACAAAAUGGAAAAACUUCGCCAAGACAUGGUUGAUGCCUCAACCGAAGCCGAAGAGGCGAAAGCUAGCGUGGAGGAUGCGAGUCAUCGCUGCCAAAGUCUUGACGACGACAUCAAGGAACUAGAAGAGCGCUUGUCUGUUCUCGAGGACGAUCUUGACAAGGCGGAAACCUCUUCAAAAGAGCAAAUUCAGACACUGGAAAAUGCGUUACGUGAAUGGGAUCAACGCGCAAGUACUGGGGAAGGCCGGGUGAGGUCGCUAGAGGGUGAGAAGGAAAAGCUAAAAAGAGCCUUGUGCGACGUCGAUUUUGAAAAGGAGAGAGUGAUGAAGGAGUUGGAGUCGCUUGGAUCUUCUCUCGAGUAGUGAGCCGUUGUGGUUGGCCCGAGGACUGAACUUGACAGUAGGUGGUGACAUUCCUUCACUGCAUGUCUAGAUCACGCUGAGGCGGAUUGAAGACUUGUUCUGCAUUUUAGAUGUAUUGUGUUGCGUAGGUAGUAACUGUUGUUUCUCAACGCAGUGCUGCAAUGUGAA
Corticium candelabrum is the source of this 599-nucleotide messenger RNA. Its product is annotated as tropomyosin alpha-1 chain-like. The coding region runs from base 51 to 431 and encodes 126 amino acids. The transcript has a single exon. Lineage: Eukaryota; Metazoa; Porifera; Homoscleromorpha; Homosclerophorida; Plakinidae. The record is from RefSeq and is a predicted model, not a curated record.